Messenger RNA from Lytechinus variegatus (green sea urchin), 2329 nucleotides. It is a transcript of the gene glyctk, whose product is annotated as glycerate kinase-like. The record is from RefSeq and is a predicted model, not a curated record. Gene Ontology annotation, molecular function: glycerate kinase activity. NCBI's taxonomy places the organism in Eukaryota, Metazoa, Echinodermata, Echinoidea, Temnopleuroida, Toxopneustidae. Gene Ontology annotation, biological process: protein phosphorylation. The transcript has 6 exons. The coding region runs from base 126 to 1772 and encodes 548 amino acids. Gene Ontology annotation, cellular component: cytoplasm.
GUAAGUAAACAAACUCAUGCAAGCCGUGAUCCGCCCCUUUUCGAUUUCGGAGUUCAGACGAUCAAUAUUUCACACAAUUAUUAGGUUUCCAUGCCAUAUAGGACCUCUUUGUUUCGGUUGAAGCAAUGCUGAAGUUGAUUAGAGCAGCAUGCUUACAUUAUAAUCACCCUACAACAUUCCGUGCUACUGUUACUGGUACGAUUCGUGUACCCAGGAGAAUGUCAACCCUUGAUACCACAUAUUGCUCAUCAUCAAAAGCAAGAGAUGACUGCCAACAUUAUUUACGACAGAGAGCGCAAGAAAUAUUUGAAGCUGGAGUGGAAGCCGUUCUUCCAAGUCAGAUGGUCAAAGAUGCUCUGUGUUUUGAAGGCAGUAGACUUAACGUUAAUGGACAAGAGUACGUGGUCAAUAAGAAUGUUCACAUCGUUGCCUUUGGUAAAGCAGUGGCUGGGAUGGUAAGAGCAGCAGAAGACAUCCUAGGUGAUGAUGUGGUUGAUGGCAUUGCAAGCGUACCAUUUGGAAUUCAGAAGACCCUGAUCGAUCUCAACAAAGAAGCUCUCCUGCCGAGGUCAGAUUCAAAAGUCAAGAUGAUUGAAGGAGCAAAGGACAAUCUUCCAGAUUCAGAUUCAUUACGAGCUGCUGAAGAAAUCUUGAGACUGGCCAACAAGCUAACUGAAAGUGAUAUCCUCUUAGUAAUGAUUUCAGGUGGAGGAUCUGCUUUGCUUCCGUCACCAAUCCCGCCCAUUACUCUGGCUGAGAAACUACACGUCAUCAACCUACUAGCAAGGAGAGGAGCCACAAUUGAACAACUCAAUACAGUGAGAAAGAAUCUCUCAACACUCAAGGGUGGACGGCUAUCCAGCAUGGCAAGACCCGCAAAGGUUAUUAGCUUGAUUCUAUCGGACAUUAUUGGAGACCCCAAAGAUUUGAUUGCGAGUGGACCGACUGUACCAGACUCUUCUACAACCCAAGACUGUCUGAAGAUCUUCCAAGAGUUUUCAAUCCCUAGAGAUGAGAUACCUUCUUCAGUUCUGGAAGUCCUUGAUAGGCCAGCCAAUCAUUCAAACUCUGAACCGUUAAGUGCCUUUUCUCAUGCUAAUAACGUGAUCAUUGGAAGCAACUCAAUCGCAGUAGCUGCAGCAAAGAAGAGGGCAGAAGCCAUCGGUUUUGAGACAGUGAACAUAUCAAAUGCCAUUGAUGGCGAAGCAAGGCACGUUGCAACCUUGUUUGCUGAUUUAGCCAAGUAUGUUUGUGAUAGAUAUACAGCAGGAUUUACCGGUGGAAAGGCAUUUGCAGAAUGCUUCAAGGUUACCAAAGACACGGUUCAAGAACUUGAGGACACUUUAGAGGUGGCUGUCCAAGGGAACAAGCCAGUUUGUAUCAUUGGUGCAGGAGAAACUACCGUGACUGUCAAAGGAAAGGGAAAGGGUGGUAGGAACCAGGAACUGGCUUUGGCUGCAGGAAUCGCAAUGAAAGAAUCCUCAGCCUUGCAGACUUACCACAAAGGUGGGUUCCGUGUGGCCCUCCUCUCCGCUGGGACAGAUGGACAGGAUGGACCUACAGAUGCUGCAGGAGCCAUUGCUGACUUUGAUCUGGUCACCAGAGCCUGUGAAUCAGGUUUAUAUCCUGCAACGUACCUGGACAACAAUGAUUCCUAUACAUUCUACAGAACAUUCGAUCAAGGACGUAACCUGGUGGUCACUGGAUUGACUGGGACAAAUGUAAUGGAUGUUCAAAUACUCCUUGUCUAUCCACCCCAUAGCUCUCUCUGAUAUUAUGAAUGUUAAUGUAAUACAAGUACCUUUAAUACACUUUGUUCAUUGUCUGCAGUGUACCCUGAUGAAUGUACAUGGAGGGCUAUGAAAAGGCUUUACAGAUUAAGAUUAAGAUGAAAUUCAAUGUAUGACUAAAGUUUAGUAAUAGGACACUAGGGAAGCCAAAGAUCUGGACAUGAAUUUUGCCAAGUUUAAUUUUUCCUUUUCCAUUUGCCUAAUUAAUAAUAUAGUCUAUUGGUCAUUUGGUUUAUUUGCCUCGUUUCUUAGACCAUUUGGACCAAUGACCUUAUGAUCAUAUUCCAUGCAAAAUAUGACAUCUGAAAUGAAAAUAAUUUCAAAUCAAUUGUGAUUAUGGCAGUGCCAUCUGUUAUUAUGGGACAGGUGGGUGGGCUAGUACCCUUUCGCCUCUCUCCUUUCGCUAGUAGGGCUUGUAUGGUUUGUUGUGUCACAGCCUCGUAGGGAAAUUAUGGAGGAAACAUGUAAGAAAAGAGAAGAGGGUGUUGUUUGUAAAAGGAAAGAGAGAGAAUAAAGGUUAAGAAAGAAAUCCUAAUUGA